Strongylus vulgaris is the source of this 440-nucleotide messenger RNA. The record is from the annotation of a GenBank genome assembly. Lineage: Eukaryota; Metazoa; Nematoda; Chromadorea; Rhabditida; Strongylidae.
AUGUGUGGAGCGGAACGACAGACAGACAGACAGAUAGACAGAGACAGACUCAACAUACCGACCGUAUACCUCGUAAAUGGCUAUGGCCGAUACUCACGUAACGCGCAUGUGUUAAUUGAACCCAUUUUCUCGAUUAAAUGUUUUUCCGUACAGCUCUAUGAUCGCGAACGAGCUCGCAUGAAAAACACCAAUCCCCGUGAUGACAGCCAGAUUCGACGAUAUCGAACUGCUUUUUCGCGAGAGCAGAUCGGCCGACUAGAGCGCGAAUUCGCAAAGGAGAAUUACGUGUCACGAAAGACGAGGGGAGAGCUGGCUGCAGAGUUGAACUUACCAGAAGGAACUAUCAAGGUAAAAUGGGAAUCCGCUCUUAUUUCUUACCUUUACAAAAAUUUCCUAAAAUACACGCCAAUUUGUCACUGGCUUACUCCCAACUUUUAAGU